Molecule: messenger RNA, 558 nt
Organism: Ostrea edulis (European flat oyster)
Lineage: Eukaryota; Metazoa; Mollusca; Bivalvia; Ostreida; Ostreidae
Exons: 1
Coding region: 1-558 (185 amino acids)
Source: RefSeq, a predicted model, not a curated record
AUGCCUAACCAAUUCAAAAGUAUGUAUCCCUCUACACGGGUAAUCAUUGAUUGUACAGAGUUAAAGACAGAGAGACCUUCAUCUCUUGUUCUCAGUUCCAAGUGUUAUUCGUCAUACAAAAGCUCUCACACAUGGAAAGGACUUGUUGGGAUUGCUCCACAUGGAGCUCUGACCUUUGUAUCAAGUUUGUACACAGGAAAUAUGUCAGAUGUAGAAAUUACCAAGCUUUCUGGCCUGAUUGAUCUCCUGGAUAGGGGUGAUUCAAUAAUGGCAGACAAAGGAUUUGUUCUGAACAAGGUAUUAGAGGGGACAGGUAUUUCAGUUAACACGCCCCCAUUCCUCCAAAGUCAAGGUCAAUUUUCAAGGCAAGAAGUGGAGCAAACCCAGGUGAUAGCAAAACUAAGGAUACAUAUUGAGAGGCAUAUCCGCAGAGUCAAGGAGUACCACCUUUUUGAUGGUGUCAUUCCCUUAAGUAUGGUAGGAACAAUAAAUCAAUUAUGGACAGUGGCAAACAUGCUAACUUUAUUCAAGGGUCCUCUUGUCAAGGAAUGGAAGUAA